AUGAGCGGUAUUGCCAGACGCAUUCUCGACUCCUUGUUUCAGGAAAACGCAAAUAGGAAGUUGACUCAUGAAGUGUUCGGGACCCUCAUGGCUGAGGUAUGUGCAAUUAUCAAUGCCCGGCCCCUUGUGCCCGUUUCCACUGAUGCAGAUGACCCAUUCGUACUCACUCCUGCUAUACUUCUUACGCAAACGACAGGAAGUCCUGCGGCGUUCUAUGAUCAUCUUGACGUGAAGGAUAUGUACCGAACAUCAUGGAGGCAUGUACAAGUCAUGGCAGAAAGGUUCUGGAAUCGCUGGAGAAAGGACUAUCUGUCUACCCUUCAGACGCGUCGUAAGUGGCAUCAGGAAUGUGACAACGUCAAGACAGGCUAUGUCGUUCUAUUGAAGGACAGGAACGUACCACGGAAUGAUUGGCCACUUGGGGUCAUUCUUCGCGUCUUCCCUAGUGAUGAUGGUCUUGUCAGAAAGGCAGAAGUCAAGGUCGUUCGAGGCGACAAAACCGCAACCUACAUACGUCCCAUUAUUGAGACAAUUCCGUUAAUCCAGUGA
Mizuhopecten yessoensis (Yesso scallop) is the source of this 549-nucleotide messenger RNA. RefSeq lists its product as uncharacterized. Lineage: Eukaryota; Metazoa; Mollusca; Bivalvia; Pectinida; Pectinidae. The transcript has a single exon. Bases 1 to 549 code for a protein of 182 amino acids. The record is from RefSeq and is a predicted model, not a curated record.